CGGGGGCCGGGCGGAGCGGGGCGCGCGGCUCUGUGCUGCUCGGCACGGCUCGGCUCGGCUCGGCUCGGCUCUGCACGGCUCCGCACUGCGUUCCCCGCCAUGGCAUCCAAGUGCCCCAAGUGCGACAAGACCGUGUACUUCGCCGAGAAGGUCUCCUCGCUGGGCAAGGACUGGCACAAGUUCUGCCUCAAGUGUGAGCGCUGCAACAAGACCCUGACGCCGGGCGGGCACGCCGAGCACGACGGGAAGCCCUUCUGCCACAAGCCCUGCUACGCCACGCUCUUCGGGCCCAAAGGGGUGAACAUCGGCGGCGCCGGCUCGUACAUCUACGAGAAGCCGCAGCUGGAGGGGCCGGCGGCGCCGGGCCCCGUGGAGCACGCCGCCCGCGCCGAGGAGAGGAAGGCGAACGCCGCGCCGCCCAAGGCGCCCAGCAAAGCCUCCGCCGUCACCACCUUCACCGGGGAGCCCAACAUGUGCCCGCGCUGCGGCAAGAGGGUCUACUUCGCCGAGAAGGUGACCUCGCUGGGGAAGGACUGGCACCGGCCCUGCCUCCGCUGCGAGCGCUGCAGCAAGACGCUCACCCCGGGGGGCCACGCAGAGCACGACGGACAGCCGUACUGCCACAAGCCUUGCUACGGGAUCCUCUUCGGGCCCAAGGGCGUCAACACCGGCGCCGUGGGCAGCUACAUCUACGACAAAGACCCCGAGGCGAAGAACCAGCCGUAGAGGGCGGCCGGCCGGCCCCCCGCCCCGCCACGCGCGCCCCAUUCGCCGGGGGCAGCGGCCGGCGCCGGCCCCGUGCCGCCCCGGCCGGGCGCCCUGCCCGCGCCCGCCCCUCGCCCUCCCUAAUACAGGCUUCUGCGUUGAAAGGCAAA
Messenger RNA from Rhea pennata, 875 nucleotides. Its product is annotated as cysteine-rich protein 2. The transcript has 8 exons. Lineage: Eukaryota; Metazoa; Chordata; Aves; Rheiformes; Rheidae. The record is from RefSeq and is a predicted model, not a curated record. The coding region runs from base 100 to 726 and encodes 208 amino acids.